ACCUGUUCACUCUCUCUCGCGCACACACACUCCCUACUUCCAGUAAGGGGCAGAGGCAGAGGCAGAGGCAACAUAGAUUCCGAUCUCUCUGCCCCCACCUCCCUCCUCCUCUAUCUCCUUCCCACCCGGUAGGCCUCUCUCUCUUCCCCCGCAAGUAGUCGAAAUUGUGUGAUGGGAGAGAGAAUUCCUCCUGGGAGUUACUUCCAGUAUCCCCCUCCCGGCGUCCCUGCAUCUCCACACAGGUCUCCGCUUCCUUCUGGAGAUCGAGAAAGAUAUUUGGCUGAACUGCUAGCAGAGAAGCAAAAGUUGGGACCAUUUGUGCAGGUUUUGCCGCUAUGUAGCAGACUUCUAAGUCAUGAGAUCAGAAGGGUGUCGGGCUUCAAUCAAACUCGUGCAGAUCAUGAAAUACUUGAGCGUGAAAGUCCAUACAGAUCAUUAGGUCAACACACAAAUGGUAGACCAAUGGAUUUGGAGGGAUGGUCAGGAAUGCAAAUGGAGGAAAAUGGACAUAUCCAACGGAUGGUUCCGUUUCAAUCUCCUUCGAUGGUUUGGCCUGGGGUGCAAGGAAUUCCAACCACUCCUAUUGUAAAGAGAGUUAUUAGACUUGAUGUUCCGGUGGACAAAUAUCCACAUUACAAUUUCGUAGGCCGAAUUUUGGGACCACGUGGGAACUCCCUAAAAAGAGUUGAAGCCAUGACAGAAUGUAGGGUGUAUAUCCGAGGAAAGGGUUCUGUGAAGGAUUCGGUAAAGGAAGAGAAAUUAAAAGAAAAGCCUGGAUAUGAACAUCUUAAUGAGCCGUUGCAUGUGUUGGUGGAGGCUGAAUUUCCUGAAGAUAUAAUCAAUGCUCGCUUGGACUAUGCAGUGGCUAUGCUAGAGAACCUUCUCAAGCCUGUGGAUGAGUCUUUCGAUCACUAUAAGAAGCAACAGCUGAGGGAAUUAGCUAUGCUUAAUGGUACAUUGAGGGAAGAGAGCCCAAGUAUGAGCCCAAGUCUAAGCCCAAGCAUGUCACCCUUUAAUAGUACAGGAAUGAAACGUGCCAAGACAGGAAAAUAGGUCAUAUGCAUAUGCUGAUGAUGAAACAUGUUUAAUCACUGAAACCUUAGCAUAUGACUCAUUGAAGAUCAUACGGCAUCUCCAUAAUGUUGACUGUGAUGACAAAACGGUUGAAUUGCUUAUGGACACUUUGACGUCUCAGAUGGGUCAACUGGCCCUUUAGUUCCGGGCAAUAUGCUUCUACAUCCAGUAUGAUAUUCUUUUAUGCGCUAUCCCUUAGAACAUGGAACACAUUAUUCUUUAGCUAUUGCAGCUUAGCCCCUAACUUAUAGGCACUCAUUUAGUGGUUUAUGAUUCGCCAGUUCCUUGUACGUGCAGAAUCCUGCACAAAUGCUUAUAUGCUCACGCUCAAAAUAUUAUUGAAGUUUCAAAUAGAUUUGUUUUAUUGGGGUUGCCA
Rosa rugosa (rugosa rose) is the source of this 1450-nucleotide messenger RNA. RefSeq names its product KH domain-containing protein At1g09660/At1g09670. The transcript has 8 exons. Lineage: Eukaryota; Viridiplantae; Streptophyta; Magnoliopsida; Rosales; Rosaceae. Gene Ontology annotation, cellular component: nucleus. Gene Ontology annotation, molecular function: mRNA binding. Bases 172 to 1053 code for a protein of 293 amino acids. Gene Ontology annotation, biological process: regulation of mRNA splicing, via spliceosome. The record is from RefSeq and is a predicted model, not a curated record.